GUGGUUGUUUCUUCGUUGCAGGUAAGAAAGAGGGAGGAAGAAGGAGGCGUCUUCAAAAGUUUAAAAGUCUUUCUGGCUCUAAGAUCGUUGUUUCUGUGGUAAUCAAAGAAAAGAAGCAAAAAGAAGAAAGAGAAGGAGAAUGCCUGGAGAGGAAAAAGGGCUUAAGCAGGAGAAGCUGUUGGGGGAGCUGAACCAGGGGCGCCAACUCGCGAACCAGCUCCUGAACCUGUUCGCCUCGCCGGCGGUUGAAGACGACGGAGUACUCAGAACCCAGAGGGCACUAGUUGAAGCGGUCGUCCGGUCUUUCGACACCGCGAUCCUCGUACUAAGACCGGUUGGUGGUCCGAAAACGGCCGGAAAUCAAGAUGGUGGCGACGGAGGUGGUGAUCUGGGGAGCCCCAAGAGGGAGAAACCGCAGACUAAGGAGAGAGGAGGCAGUAAACGGAGGAAAGUGGAACAGAUGGAAACAACGACAAGAGUCAUCCCGGCCCUUCAUUAUGACGAUGGUUAUGCUUGGAGAAAGUAUGGGCAAAAGGACAUUCUUGGCUCCGGCCACCCAAGGAACUAUUUCCGUUGCACCCACAAGCUUGAUCAAGGUUGCCCAGCCCAAAAGCAAGUGCAGAAGCUAGACCAUGACCCCUCCCUCAUUCAGGUCACCUACAUGGGCAGCCACACAUGCAAGCUCACCCGUGUGAUCCAGGAGAUGGACGGUGCAGACCCAAGUGACGAUCAGAAACAGGGGUUCCUCCUUAACUUUGAGACCAACUCCAUGCCCUCUGGUUUUUCUUUCUCCUCUUUUGCAUUUCUCAAACAAGAAGAGAAUGAGACGUUGAAUGAGUCCACAACCACACCCAGCAACCGGACUGGUUGCACUUCUUCGCCGGAUUUCGAUGCCGGUGAGUCUGAUCAUAUCUUCAAAGAGUUAGACCAAGUCGGUUUGGAUGAUGGUGAUGGAGUGUGCAGCUUCCCGGAACUUGACAUGGGCGUGGUGAGCUUUCUAGAGUUUGAAGAUCUUGACCAAAGUCUUGAAUUUUUCAGUUCAUGACCAAUUUCAUGUUUGGAUGCACUUCAUAAUGUUAAGAUUUCUUGGGUUCC
Molecule: messenger RNA, 1095 nt
Organism: Nymphaea colorata (pocket water lily)
Lineage: Eukaryota; Viridiplantae; Streptophyta; Magnoliopsida; Nymphaeales; Nymphaeaceae
Product: transcription factor WRKY19-like
Exons: 3
Coding region: 140-1045 (301 amino acids)
Biological process (GO): regulation of DNA-templated transcription
Molecular function (GO): DNA-binding transcription factor activity; sequence-specific DNA binding
Source: RefSeq, a predicted model, not a curated record